AUGUCAUCGAUUGCAAGUCAACUUGAAAAAUUGCAAUUGCAGCUUUAUUGCUACGAACUUCCAAUCAUUUUCGGACUUGGAAUUAUCGGUAAUUUAACUAAUAUAAUUACAUUUGGAACAAGUACACUACGAAAAAAUAUGUGCUCAUGGUAUUUUAUUUGUUUAUCUUUGGCUCAUUUAUGCGUGCUUGCUGUCGCUUGUCUACCACGCAUCAUAGCUGCUUCCACUGGCUACGAUUUAUCAAGUCAAUCUCUUGCUUUUUGCAAGUUUCGUGCUUACGCAACCGACGUAAGUCUAACGUUAGCACGACACUUUCUCUGUUUAAUUGCAAUUGACCGAUGGCUGAUUACUUCAUCACGUUUAUGGAUUCGUAAUCAUAGUUCACCCCGUAUAACUCGACGGAUGAUUGCUGGCAGUUUUAUCUUUUGGUUUCUAUUUCAUAUUCAUGUACCUAUCAAAUAUGGAAUCGGUCGUUUGGGUUGCUCACCACCAUUAGGUACUACCUAUGAACUCUUCUAUUCAAUGUAUAACAUUAUCAUUUCACUAGUACCUAUGUUCAUCAUGAGUAUAUUUACUAUACUAGCUGUACGCAAUCUACGACUACGACUGAAUGGAAGAGUUCAGCCUCAACCACUUACAACUGGUUCAAGCAGCAACCCUGUAGUGGUUUCAACGGCUUUUACUGCUCAGCGUCUUCGGCAAUCUAGACGUGAGGGUCAACUUGUUCGAUUGUCCAUACCUCAAGUGAUUGUUUUCGUAAUACUCAAUACUAUUCGUGCGAUUUUUCCACUAUAUUCAUUUUUAAUGAAUUCUCGUGGUGGUCUUACGGCUGAUGAAAGAAGUCUAGCGAUUUUUCUCAAUGGUAUUGGCAAUAAUCUACUUUUCACAUACACAGCGAUUACAUUUAUCUUAUAUACAUUAGCUUCAAAAACAUUUCGCAUUGCAUGUUUAACCAGAUUCAAAAAAUCUUUCAGUAUUGCAAAACAACGUCUUCAAGCUAUGUUUUAA
Messenger RNA from Rotaria sp. Silwood1, 1008 nucleotides. Lineage: Eukaryota; Metazoa; Rotifera; Eurotatoria; Philodinida; Philodinidae. The record is from the annotation of a GenBank genome assembly.